ACUUUGACAGUUCGAAAUUGCAUAGAUAAGAUUUUAAAAUGUCAAAUCUGUAGGAAUUACUUUUAGAUUUGUUUUAUUUUUACAAUUUCUUCACAAUGGCUGUAAGAAGUUUAACAGACGUAUUUCUAUUAAUGAGGAAUAAUGCUAUUCGAAGCAGGCAUAUUUAUCCAGAUCAAGAAUCAUCAGAAAGGAUGCAUUUAGUAUCCCUUACUGAUCUUGAAGAAGGAAUACAAGAAAUAAAUGAGGUGAAAAUGCCGCCUAUAUGGAUAGAUUAUCUUGAAAAAGCACAAAUGAUAAUUCCCAAACUGAAAUUAAAAAUUAAUGAACUUAAAUCCCUUCACUCCAAUCACUUACAUAAAUCAACAUUUGACGAGUCGUCUGAAGAUGAAGUAGCUAUAGACAAUUGUACUCAUGAAAUAACAAGAAUGUUUAAUGAAUGUCAUAGGUUAGUGCAGAUCAUCAGAAGUCAUGCUUCAGAAGGUGUUCCAAAAGAAAAAAGACUGACUGUAAAUGUGUAUCAUGCUUUGGCUAGUGGUUUACAAGAAUUAUCAAUCUACUUUCGAUCAACACAAAACAGUUAUUUGCGGCAAAUACAGUCUAGGGAAGAUCGAUCAAAAAUAUAUUUUGAUCAAAAUGAAUUCGAAGAUUUCUAUCAACAAGAUAUGGAAGACAUAGAUUUGCAUUUUAUAAAAUCCAGCCAAGUUUCCCAACAACAGCUACUUAUGUUAGAAGAAGAAAAUACAAGGUUUGCUCAAGAAAGAGAACAAGAAGUAAAUUCAAUAGUUAAGUCUAUAGUAGAUCUCAAUGAAAUUUUUAAAGAUUUGAGCCAAAUGGUUGUGGACCAAGGAACAGUGUUAGACAGAAUUGACUACAAUAUAGAACAAACAUCAAUACAAGUCCAUGAAGGAUUCAAGCAACUCCAAAAAGCAGAUGCCUAUCAAAGGAAAAAUAGAAAAAUAUGUGCAAUAGUCGUACUUGCGUCAUCUAUAAUUGUAUUAAUUUUUUUAUUAAUAAUCAUGAAAUCCCAAUAAUUGAUUCUAAGUUCUUGUUUUUAAAUUUAAGAAGUAUAAAAUGUAUAUUUAUGUUAUUAAAGACUUUAAACAUUG
Diorhabda carinulata is the source of this 1106-nucleotide messenger RNA. RefSeq names its product syntaxin-16. Bases 96 to 1031 code for a protein of 311 amino acids. The transcript is spliced from 3 exons. Gene Ontology annotation, molecular function: SNAP receptor activity; SNARE binding. Gene Ontology annotation, biological process: vesicle-mediated transport; vesicle fusion; intracellular protein transport. The record is from RefSeq and is a predicted model, not a curated record. Gene Ontology annotation, cellular component: membrane; SNARE complex; endomembrane system. Lineage: Eukaryota; Metazoa; Arthropoda; Insecta; Coleoptera; Chrysomelidae.